This is a messenger RNA of Labeo rohita (rohu), 2200 nucleotides long. It is a transcript of the gene slc25a21, whose product is annotated as solute carrier family 25 member 21. The coding region runs from base 110 to 1213 and encodes 367 amino acids. The record is from RefSeq and is a predicted model, not a curated record. The transcript is spliced from 11 exons. Lineage: Eukaryota; Metazoa; Chordata; Actinopteri; Cypriniformes; Cyprinidae.
CUAGGGGCAGUGUAAAUAAACAAUAUCUUAUUUAUUCUCUUAUUAUUUCUACUAUAUUAUAUAAUUCGUUAAUAUUCGCCCUACAGUGGCCUCAUUGAUCUCUGACUGAAUGAGACCUGGAGUUAAAAUUAACCCGCAUUGCCUAACAGAGCGCGGACACAUUGAAUGCUCUCAUUCUAGCGCGCCAAGACGCCGCGUGUCAGAGCAGCUCCGGACUCUUCCGCGUGCACGUGUGCUGCACCUCCGCAAAGCGAGGAACAACAGUAAACAAUCUUUACUGAAACCCCUACUAAAACUAAAGCCCAGAAACAGAAAAAUGACAUCUAAAAAGCACAGUUUACUGAGAGAAGCUUCUCAUCAGAUCAUUGCGGGCGGAUCAGCAGGUCUUGUGGAGAUUUGCUUGAUGCACCCGUUGGAUGUUGUGAAGACCAGGUUUCAAAUCCAGAGAGGGAAGGGUGACCCAAACAGCUAUAAAGGCCUUGGAGACUGUUUCAGAACGAUAUUUCGGACUGAGGGAGUGUACGGCUUCUACAAAGGCAUCCUUCCCCCCAUUUUGGCCGAGACCCCAAAGAGAGCAGUGAAGUUUUUUACCUUUGAGCAGUACAAGAAGCUGUUGAGCUUCACUCCUUUAUCACCCGCCAUGGCUCUCUCUGUGGCUGGCCUGGGGUCAGGGUUAACCGAGGCGCUGGUUGUAAAUCCAUUUGAAGUAGUGAAAGUGAGCCUACAGGCCAAGAGGGAUUCAUUCAAAGUGCAACCCUCUACAUUUGCACAGGCUAGAACGAUUAUAAACACAGACGGCUUCGGUCUCCGUGGGCUUAAUAAGGGCCUGACCUCCACCCUAGGACGGCAUGGCGUUUUCAACAUGAUCUACUUUGGUUUCUACUUCAAUGUUAAAGAUGCCAUACCUGCCAGUCAGGACCCUCGACUGGAAUUCAUGAGGAAGUUUGCAAUCGGUUUGGUGUCAGGAACAGUCUCGUCCUGUGUGAACAUUCCUUUUGAUGUCGCUAAAAGCCGUAUCCAGGGUCCUCAGCCCGUUCCAGGGGAGAUCAAGUACCGCAGCUGCUUUCAGACCAUGGGUCUUGUGUACCGUGAGGAGGGAUAUCUUGCCUUAUACAAAGGACUGAUUCCCAAGAUAAUGAGACUUGGACCAGGAGGCGCAAUCAUGCUUCUGGUUUAUGAAUACGUAUCUGGUUGGCUCCAGAAGAACUGGUGAUCAUCCGCUCAUCAGCAUCACUCUGUACUCCAUCCCUCCCCAGGUCGAUCAAACACAAUGCCAUGACUGUUCCUCAACAAUCACACUACCAAUCACAUUCAAAAUCACAGCUCCUCAGACAGGUGACAUGUAGACUCUUCACCACGGAUGCUUAGCACAGUCACUCCCUGGAUCAUGACAUUCCAAGUCUUGUUUAUAUAUAACAGAACACAACUACUGAGACAUUGAAGAGCUACCUGUCCACAUGCCUGCAUAUGUAAUAGUAACCAAAGCAGCUCUACACACCCUAACUGAAAACGCCAACCAGAAACAGCACCUUAUUUUUAACCUAAAUUAAGAAUUUUUGACUGAGCAAGACUGAACUACAGUAAACCUAAAGAAUGCGUCUACCUUCUACUGGAUGGCUUCCUUAGGACUUUAAGUUUAUUAGAUUUAAUUAAGAAUUCAUCAUACUGUAUGUGACUUUCCAUGCCAUUCAAAGCUUUUAAGGUCUUACUUUUCAAAAGCCGUGUCAUUGAUGUUUCAAAUUCAAAGCACACUUGAUACGCUUAACACUUGAAAACGCGUUAAGCAAAGUCAAACUUGUAAAUUUAGACAAAAGCAUAAAUUAAAUUAUGGGCAUUUAAAUUCUGGGAUUUCAAAAUCAUUUUUGAUAUAAAAUAGUUAUAAAACAGCUAUUACGGUUUUAUGCAAAACGUUUUGGAACUCCUUGCGGAAUCUGUAAAAAUGUGAAUAAUUUUAACAAAAUAAGAGAGAUUAUACAAAAUGCAUGUUCUUUUUUAUUUAGCACUGUCCUGAUGUUUACAUAUAGUCCACAAGACUAAAAAAAAAUAGCUGAAAUUAGUAAAAUAACCCCCUGCAAAAGUUUGUGAACCCAUGGUUCUUAAUACUGUGUGUGGUUACCAUGAUGAUCUAUGACUGCAGAUUCUUGAACUCUUUCCAGCAGUGACUGUAUGAUUUUGAGACCCAUCUUUUCACCCUGAGGAC